Messenger RNA from Formica exsecta, 1612 nucleotides. Its product is annotated as peptidyl-prolyl cis-trans isomerase-like. The transcript is spliced from 3 exons. Bases 143 to 772 code for a protein of 209 amino acids. Gene Ontology annotation, molecular function: peptidyl-prolyl cis-trans isomerase activity. Gene Ontology annotation, cellular component: intracellular membrane-bounded organelle. NCBI's taxonomy places the organism in Eukaryota, Metazoa, Arthropoda, Insecta, Hymenoptera, Formicidae. Gene Ontology annotation, biological process: protein peptidyl-prolyl isomerization; protein folding. The record is from RefSeq and is a predicted model, not a curated record.
UAUAUUACAUAAUAUUUUCACGGAAUAUCCGGCGAAAAGGCUUCAAAAGGCCCCCAAAAUCAACGUCGCGUUAAAAAAAAAAAAGAACGCAGAUCGCGAUCGCGUGAGAUCGAUUUCCGGCGGAUUUCCAGGAGCGCAGAAUAUGGCGUUGAGAUCGAUUUGCCGGCUGUCAAUUGAUUCGACCUUCAGGCAGUUGAGCCAUUUCGGAGCCACCGCCCGCCCGAGACGACUGUCCUUCGACACGCUCCUACGAAACUUCGCCGCAGCAGCUAAGAACAUGGCACUGCCACGCGUUUACUUCGACAUGACCGCGGACGACAAGCCCGUGGGUCGCAUCGUGAUGGAGUUGAGGAAGGAUGUUGUCCCUAAGACGGCAGAGAACUUCCGUGCUCUCUGCACCGGAGAGAAGGGUUUUGGCUACAAGGGUAGCAGUUUCCACAGGGUAAUCCCGAAUUUCAUGUGCCAGGGUGGCGAUUUCACUAACCACAAUGGCACUGGUGGUAAAUCCAUUUAUGGUGCCAGAUUCGACGAUGAGAACUUUAAGCUCACUCAUAGCGAGCCUGGUAUACUUUCUAUGGCGAAUGCUGGGCCCAGCACCAAUGGCAGUCAGUUCUUCAUCACCAGUGCCAAGACCAGUUGGCUUGAUGGAAAACACGUUGUGUUCGGAAAAGUUAUCGAAGGAAUGGAUGUUGUUAGAAAAUUGGAGGCCAUGGGUUCUCAGAGCGGCAAGACUUCCAAAAAGAUCAUAGUAGUGGACUGUGGAGAAUAUUAGAUCAACUAGAUACUGUAAUGAAUGCAUUUUUAUUUAGCUGUUGCAUAUAUAUUUACUGUCUUUAUUGCCCUACUUUAUCCAUUCUCAAGGAUCACAAUUCUCUCAUCGAUACUAAUAAUUUUUUUGAUUGAACACGGAUUGAAAGCUUCAAUGUAGAAACGAACGAAAUUGCUUGAAUUGUAAUUUUUUUUUUUUUUUUUAAUUUAGAUAAGCUUAUUUUAGUUUCUAGAUGAUAGAAAAUUCUUUGCUGUCUUUUUUUAAGAGAAUCUAUCAAUUCCGAGUACUAUCCAGUGCUUUAUUAUACAGUUAAUACAACCUGUGUGUUUUUUUUUAAAUCUUAUUCAGUAAUUUUUGCGAAAUCCAUAUUCUUCCACGAGUACACUCGCUUAAUAUCACUGAGUGAUUUAGCAAAAAGGCACACAAGCAAUGAGCUCAAAUGUUUCCAUACCAUCUUAUAUUUUAGUGAGUGUUAAGAAUACGAAGAUCUUCAAUAAUAGAAUAGAUAUUUCAAAUUUUGAAAUGAAUAAUUGAUGUAUUGAUUCCAGUGUGUUAACCAAUGCAUUUCUCUUCAGCGUUAUACAUUUGACUUUGCAUCAUAUAUAAUAUAUAUAGAUAUAUCACAAUUAGAAUUCUCAUUAUAUGUUUUUUAUAAAUGUAUAUCAUUUCUUAAUCGUGCGCGCGCGAAUUAUAAAAUGGAUAAUCCUGUUUGUUUAUCGUAAUGCAGGCAAUGCCUGAAAAAAAAAUAUCUUACUGUAAUACAACACCAACAAAUUAAAAAAUGUAGUUGCAACAGUCUGAAUAGUUCCGAUUUCUUAAAAAUAAAAUUGUUUUCAGAAAGAA